UCCUCUUCGCCUCCGCUCCCUCCUCCCGAAUCCUCCCCAAUGGCGUCGUCGUCGUCUAAGCAGCCGUCGCACCGCUCCGUGUUCGACGCCGGCUACAUCCGCGCGGAGUUCGAAGCCGCCGGCGUCUCCCCCCACUUCAUCCCUCUCAUCUGGAAGUACGUGCUGCAGAACCCUAGGUGCGCCGACCUCGACGGCGUCCCGUCGCUCCCGGCGGCCGCGUACGCGCUCCUGCGGACCAAGUUCCGCCCGACCACCUCCACGCUCAGCGCCGCCGCCGAAUCCAAGGACCGGACCACCACCAAGCUGCUGAUCCGCCUCCAGAAUGGAGAAUCUAUAGAAGCAGUGAUCAUGCGGUACGAUUCACGGCUAGGGAAGUAUGACGGGAAGACACGCCCUGGAGGAGUGCGCUCAACCCUGUGUGUAUCAUCACAGGUAGGGUGCAAGAUGGGCUGUAGAUUCUGUGCGACUGGAACAAUGGGAUUCAAAAGCAAUCUUACUUCUGGAGAAAUUGUGGAACAGAUGGUCCAUGCAUCCCGUUAUUCUCAAAUUCGAAAUAUUGUUUUCAUGGGGAUGGGGGAGCCAUUAAACAACUACAAUGCUUUGGUUGAAGCAAUCCAAGUCUUGACAGCAUCUCCCUUUCAGAUUUCGCCCAAGAGAGUUACUGUAUCUACUGUUGGGAUUAUCCAUUCGAUCAACAAAUUCAACAAUGACCUUCCAAAUAUAAACUUAGCUGUGUCACUGCAUGCUCCUGACCAAGACAUACGCUGUCAUAUAAUGCCUGCUGCACGAGCGUUUCCUUUAGCAAAGCUAAUGAAUGCAUUACAGUCGUAUCAAAACGUUAGCAAGCAGACGAUUUUUAUCGAGUACAUUAUGCUUGAUGGAGUCAAUGAUCAGGAGGAACAUGCCCACCAGCUUUGUAAACUACUUGAAACAUUUAAAGUGGUUGUGAACCUGAUACCAUUCAAUCCAAUUGGCUCGUCAAGCAAUUUCAAGACAAGCAGUGAGCAGAACGUGAAGAAGUUCCAGAAGGUCCUGAGAGGCAUCUACGGCAUCCGAACCACUGUUCGCCAGGAGAUGGGUCAAGACAUAGCUGGUGCCUGUGGCCAAUUGGUGGUUAGCUUACCCGAUGAAAGAUCGGCGGGUGGUGCCACCCUUCUGUCAGACAUCGAAGACCUCAGGCUUUGAUCUCUGUCCCGCUUGUUAUUUAUGCGAUAUAUCAUCGAGAAGUCAAACUCUUAAAAAUCAGCCUCAUCGCGUGAUAGUAUAACUAGCACCAUAUAGUUUGAACCAAGCUUUAAAAUAUAGUCCUGACUGGCCAUUGUGGAUUGUGGUGUUUCCCUUGCAACUGGGAAACACAAUUUUGCUGUUGCUAACACAAUGCCACAGGCCUGGUUUUUGUGGAUAGCAAUUGGAAUGUUGGUAACUAAGCCUUGCAAUGGACAUAUAUGGUGACAGCGCAACGCGGGGUUUAUCUCCUGUCGAAAUUAGUAGAUUAUAUAUAUCUCUA
Lolium rigidum is the source of this 1507-nucleotide messenger RNA. Its product is annotated as dual-specificity RNA methyltransferase RlmN-like. The transcript is spliced from 8 exons. Gene Ontology annotation, biological process: rRNA base methylation; tRNA methylation. The coding region runs from base 40 to 1185 and encodes 381 amino acids. Gene Ontology annotation, molecular function: RNA methyltransferase activity; iron-sulfur cluster binding. Lineage: Eukaryota; Viridiplantae; Streptophyta; Magnoliopsida; Poales; Poaceae. The record is from RefSeq and is a predicted model, not a curated record.